Molecule: messenger RNA, 1175 nt
Organism: Melospiza georgiana
Lineage: Eukaryota; Metazoa; Chordata; Aves; Passeriformes; Passerellidae
Gene: CZH5orf63
Product: chromosome Z C5orf63 homolog
Exons: 5
Coding region: 195-554 (119 amino acids)
Source: RefSeq, a predicted model, not a curated record
CUUCCCGUGGCGCGGGCACGUCACAGCCGGCGCUGCCGCCCCGCCCGCGGCCCGGCCGAGCUCCGCAGGCCUCCUCUGAGUUUCUGGUGGGGUAAAAGCUGCUUGGGGAUCUCCACAGCUGCAGGGUUUGCUGUCCCCACUCACGUGGGCUCCCUGGUCUCUGUCACCUGUUUUCCUAUUCAGCAUUUCCUUGGAUGAUGGUGCUCUGUUUCCUGAGCAGAGCCCUGCCACGAGCCAGGCAUUCACCCAGCCCACUGGGGAGGCAACUCUGCUCAGCCAGCAUGAAUAAACCAAUCUUGACUUUAUUCACCAAGAAACCAUGCCCUCUGUGUGAUGAAGCAAAAGAAGUUCUUGAGCCAUACAAGAGAAGGUUCAUUCUGCAGGAGGUGGAUAUCACCCUUCCAGAGAACACAGCCUGGUAUGAUAAAUACAAAUAUGACAUACCUGUUUUUCACUUAAAUGGGAAGUUCCUCAUGAAGCACCGAGUCGACAUUCCGAAGUUUGAGGACCGGCUUAGGAAGCUGGAGCUGCGAAGUGAUGACGGAAACCAGUGAAGAAAAGGCUGCUGCUCUGAGGCAGAUCUGAAAGGUGAAAAGAACUUUGUGAACAAAAACCAAAACAUAUUCAUUAUCUGGCCUUAAAUUUAUUAGGACAUACGAGUGUGAAAAGCUUGAGUGGCUCGUGUGCUGUUUUGUAUUGAUCACCCAGCCCAGCUGCACCAGGAGCCACUUUUCCUGUGCUGUUCAUUUGCUGCUCUCCUGGGCUGCUUUUUGUUCUCUGACAGAAUAAAAGCGGCUUCACAACAGCAGAUGAAGUGAACUCUGUUUGUGUGGGGCUGGCAUGGCCAGGUUUGGGUGGUGGUACAGGGGUGGUUUCUCUGAGAAGCUGCUGGAAGCUUCCCCUGUGUCCCACUGAGCCAACCAGCUCCAGGGUGGAUCCUCUGGGCACAUCUGAGACCAUCAGUGGUGAGGAGGAGGAAGGAGAGAAUGUUUAAUAAAACGGCCACAAACCCUGUUCUCCAUCUCCCUGAACCACUGAGGGGAAGGAGGAAGAGAAAAUUGAGAGUGGAGUUAAGCUUUGGAAGAAGGGAAGGGUGGGAUAAAGGAGUUUUAAAGAUUUAGUUUCUUUGUCUUCAUCCUACUGUGAUUUGAUUGGUAAUAAACUAAUUUCCCUAA